Bufo gargarizans (Asiatic toad) is the source of this 3771-nucleotide messenger RNA. It is a transcript of the gene LGALSL, whose product is annotated as galectin like. The record is from RefSeq and is a predicted model, not a curated record. The coding region runs from base 150 to 665 and encodes 171 amino acids. NCBI's taxonomy places the organism in Eukaryota, Metazoa, Chordata, Amphibia, Anura, Bufonidae. Gene Ontology annotation, molecular function: carbohydrate binding. The transcript is spliced from 5 exons.
GUCAGCCCCGGAUCCUUCCUUGUGGUGUGAUCCGAGCUCAGCCGGGCUCAGAGUCAGACCUGCCCUCCUGUGCCCGCAGCCGCCGCCUCCCCGCCGGGCUCCAGCUGAUCCAGUCCCUCCGCAGCCCGCACCACUGCACCCACAGCAAAAUGGCGGGGUCCCUGGUAGAAAGGGAGACUAUGCAGAUGGACAGCAGACGACUAAGCAGCCCCUUAGGGUCACCGGUGCAAGCGGAGGUCAUCUUCCCGCGACUGACAGUUCCUUUCUGUGGUCACAUAAAAGGCGGCCUGAGACCAGGGAAGAAGAUCCUCAUAAUGGGAAUCGUCGGCAUGAACCCAGAGAGUUUCGAAAUCCAGUUGACAUGUGGAGACUCAGAAUAUCCACCAGCGGAUGUGGCCAUUGAGAUGAAAGCAGAAUUCACCGAUAAGCAACUGCUCAGGAACUCCUGUGUAUCGGGAGAGUGGGGAGAAGAGGAGUCUGCAAUCCCUUAUUUUCCAUUUAUUGCUGAUCAGCCAUUCAGGGUAGAGAUUCUCUGCGAGCAUCCUCGUUUCAGGCUAUUUGUUGAUGGACACCAGCUUUUUGACUUUUACCAUCGUGUUGAACUACUUUCUUCUAUUGACACUGUUAAGAUCACUGGAGACCUUCAGCUUACUAAACUUGGUUGAUCUUUUGGGAAGAGUCUAAUGUCAGCAGUGGACUGAGAGCGAACCUCCAGCACGUGAGGAGACAGCCUUCACUCCCUCUGCAGUGAUUUCUGUGGGACUGCAGGACUAACGGAGCCACCGUCGGCCAUUCUGUUUUUGCCAUAUCAGAGGUGGCUGUCUGUAAAAUCAAAAUUUAUUGGCUUGGAAUAAUCUUUUCAUAACGCAGCAGCUCAUUUUUUUCUUCAAUUUUAUUUUUCAUUAUUUGUAACUUUUUUAUUUUUACUUGGCGUAAUAGGAUGAAAUGGCGUUUAGGAGGUCAUCUCUCAUCUGUGCAUCGUCUUCAUACUUACCCAUUCAUGGUGCCCACAAUAAAGCCAGUCAGUAACGGGAACACUGUUCUUGUGAAUGUUGAGUAAAGAUGUAUCUCACAUUUGGAUUGUUAUAUAGGUUUUUUUUCUUACAUUGCAGCAAACUGUUAGAUUGGAAAUAUGAAUUUGCAUUUCCCUAGAGCUGGAAACUUACUAUCCAUAUUAAAUAACCUUAAAUCUGAAAAAUAUGUUACUGGUGAUUGAAGCUGCAAUCAUCUAUGAUGACAGCUUCGGUACCUAUGUCCAAGACAACACUUCCUGGCUCUGCUCUCAGUCUUUGAACUAUUAAAAUAGGAAUAUUGGACCGUAGAGAGCCAAAUCAACAAAUUUCCAUACCUAUGCCGCAAAAAAAAAAGAAAAAUCUGUGUUUUUGGAGUCCCAGUGCACCUACUUACAGAGUUUGCACCUACUGACUUGUCUGUUUAGUAACUAAGAAUUCUGGCGCAUAUAUUUUUUAUAUAUAUUAUGUAUAUUUAUUAUUAUUUCUAGAAGUUAUAAAUGAAUUACUAGCAGUUUGCAGUGAAGGUCCAGAUGGGUGUCACUAGUUGGGAAGGGGGUACAGUCCGACACUAUCCAAUCAGUGCUACCUAUUUUGAGUGCAGAGACACCCCCCCCCCCCCCAAACUGGUAACAACCAGCCAGACCUUCGUUGUAAACUGCUAGCAAUUCAUUCAUAACUUUUUGCAGGAAUAAUAAAAUAAUUUUAAACAAAAAAAAUUAUAAAUACAGGGACAUUACUGAGGCAUUAGAAUAGAUGCUAAAGAAUUGUUAUUACAUGGGGGACAGACAUGUCAGAAGAGGUGAAAGGUCCUCAAGAGCAAGAUAUGAAUACAUUUGUCGUAGCAAUGUAAAAAUGCUCUAGCAAACCAACAGGCUGCAUUAUCAUAAUAAUAUAAUGGCAAGGAAGUGACUAAACUGUAAUUCAGUAUCCAGAUGUGAACGCAAAAAUGGAACAGAACAAAAAAGAAAAAAAAAAACUAUUUUUUUUAUUUUUUCCAUUUUCCAGUUCAAGUUUUGAUUACCCAAGAUCCCCUUGCACUAAUCACUGGCUGCUGAAUACAGGUCAUAAAUAUUGUGCUGCCUGCAUGUACAGUAUACACACCGGGGGGGACAUGCACCAGAAGUGGCAGCAAGUAUAGGGCCAGUAUUUAUUCCUGACUCAUAGACAGAUAGCUCGACAUGCAUACAGAUUUUCUACUGCUGGGUCAGACAUUAUUCAGCCCAUUUCUAGUCUUAAAGGGGUUGUCUGAGUUCAAUAAAAACUCGGGUAGCCUUUUUAGAUGUGCUAAAAAGGACAAAAGAAGAGAUACUCGCCCCUUUCCUUCCCUGCCACAUCCAGCACUACACUCCGGUCAUGUUUGUUUUCCUGGCUGCAGCAGUUAUGUCCUGUGUACUGCUGAGGCCAGUGAUUGGCUGCACGGUACGUCACCCCUGCAGCCGGGAAGAUGACAUCAGCGAAGGUGAGAAAAGGGGUUUGACUUAAUUUGUUAUUUCACAAGAUCUUAUCGAACUUGGACAACGCCUUUAAGCAAUAUUUCUAAGCUUUUCAUUUCCCCUCUACUUCUAUGCUCUAUGUUCCGAGAUUACUUAUAUGCUGCAAAUACAACAGCCUACCAAGCAUCUGCCUCCAGGGUGGGCAGGUACAGAUUACUGACUUGUUCAUGUUGUCCCAGCCAUAUACACUACAGUAUUACAAUGUAAAAUAUAUCUCCAUUCAUCCUAAAUUAUCCUUAUAAGACACGCUUCACUUAGUACGCCCCCCUUAUUAGCUAGACAAAGAGUUGUUGUGUGCACUGCUCUGGAGGACUUAGCGUGACCUUGUAUUGCUCAGCUCGCCAUUCAUAUGUGUAAUACCGCUUUUCUCCUGCAGUGGCCGCCAUAGGAGAGACGUGUAGACACUCACAGCUUUCCUUGGUGAUCACAACCCGAUCAUCAGAGGGUCCCUGGCUAGAGAAGAUGUCGACUAGAUGGGACAGCCCCUUUGACUGCAGUCAUAUGUAAAUUUUAAUUUAAUUUUAAUGAAAAAACAUAUACCUAUGUGUUCACACAUUUUCCCAUUAUUUUAAAAAGUUUACAUCUUAAUUUAAAAUCAAGCCCUCCUCCCAUUAACAAAACAUUUGCCAUUGUUUCAUCACCAUUGCGUCAUGAUCAUGUCAUCGUCACCCAGUUGUCACUCACUUCUUCCAUGCUCGUCAGCCACGGCACACACUAGUGCAUUUCUCACGAUUUUCAGGGUAGUUGCGCUUCAUUCUAUUAACUUAAAUGCAAAAAAAAAGUCAGCGUUCAUACAAAUAAAGGAGGUUUUGUGUGAAGUCAUUGUUUUUGCACUGAAGUGAAUUAGCAUAGCACAAUGAUAUAUUCUCUAUCGUCAGGGUAUUUGCAUAGAAUGUAGAUUGUUUGUUUGCACAGUAUGUUGUCUACACCUUUAUGACGCUUCCUUUGUUGCUUUAUUAUCCAUUGUACGUAGCGUUAGAUCGGCAAGCAAUAUUUUCCCUUUUUUAGGAUACAAAAAAGAAAAAUCACAAGUUGAAUGUACACCUGUGCAUACUAAGCAUCUCAUGUACUGAGAAUAUUUAUAGAUAUUUUGGAUAUACUUGGCUAGUCGUUCUGGUUGAGGAAUGUGAUUUUCAUGCUUUCUAAAUUUUUGUAUUGACUCACAAGUGUUGAGACGAUGUUGCUGUUUUUUUUUGUAAUUUGUUAAGAAUUCUGACAGCGAUUCCACAAAGUCUAUUCUGAAAAAUAAAAACACUGAAAAUGGG